CAGAAAUUAUGGUCCAACCAAUACAUGUCUUGUCCUGUCUGACAACUACAUAGCUCAAUGACGUCAUUGACAGGGUUACUUUGCGCACGUGGGCUAAAGGGUUUAAUCGAACAUGAGUAAUUCAAUCCAUAAUCAAUUGUCUCUGUCGUUAUUAGACACAGAUUCCUCGAUUGGACAUACGAUGAAAGCUUGGAAUACUCCUCUAAAACCUGCUAAACUGAUGUCAUGUCGGAUGUGAAAGGCGAGAGGCAAGGGUCCCAGUGCCAGACGCACAGUGUGGAUGAGACCGCUCGCGACGUCGAGGCAGACGAACUACAGAGGCCGUCUCUUCAGGAGUUGGAGGACAUUUUACAUUCGUCCCCGCGCUCGUGUCGUCAUGGCGACGAGGUGUGGCCCAACCUGUAUCUGGGUGACAUGUACAUGACCCAUGACAUGUUUGGACUGUGGCAGCUGGGCGUGACACACGUCUUGAACGCAGCUCAUGGCAAAAUGUGCUGCAAAGGGAGUGCUGAUUUCUGCGGCACCACGGUGAAGUACCAUGGCGUGCCAGCCAGUGACCUGCCCACCUUUGACCUUUCACCUUUCUUCCACACCUCUGCGCUGUUUAUUCACGAGGGUCUGACAUCGGGAGGCAAGGUGUCCGUGAACUGUGCCGUGGGAGUGAGUCGUUCAGCUGCUGUCGUUUUGGCCUACCUCAUGAUCCAUCGUCACCUCAGCCUUGUGUCUUCCAUUCGCCUUGUUCAGCAGAAGCGCUGGGUUUUCCCCGACCCCAACCGGGGCUUCCUGCAACAGCUUAUUGCCCUCGAUCGGAACCUACAGCGGGAGAGAGGCUGAAAACCCAUCCCACACAUUGUGAUUCACUUUGAGACCCUCCUACUCUCAGGCGGUAUGUCUUAUUUAAUGUACCGUCAUUUGAUAUAAUCUGACAUGACACCACUCAGGAACAGUGCAUAAUAAUCUUGGGUAUAAUAAUAAUCAUUUGCCAUGGAGGAUGGAAA
Gadus chalcogrammus (walleye pollock) is the source of this 998-nucleotide messenger RNA. Its product is annotated as dual specificity protein phosphatase 13-like. Gene Ontology annotation, biological process: negative regulation of MAPK cascade; protein dephosphorylation. The record is from RefSeq and is a predicted model, not a curated record. The coding region runs from base 226 to 834 and encodes 202 amino acids. The transcript has 4 exons. NCBI's taxonomy places the organism in Eukaryota, Metazoa, Chordata, Actinopteri, Gadiformes, Gadidae. Gene Ontology annotation, molecular function: MAP kinase phosphatase activity; protein tyrosine/serine/threonine phosphatase activity. Gene Ontology annotation, cellular component: cytoplasm.